This is a messenger RNA of Cooperia oncophora, 702 nucleotides long. The record is from the annotation of a GenBank genome assembly. Lineage: Eukaryota; Metazoa; Nematoda; Chromadorea; Rhabditida; Trichostrongylidae.
AUGACCGGCUACGCGGCCCUUUUCCAGUGUCGCUUACGCCUUUCUCGGGAAGGGAAAUUGGACGACCAGGUGGGUGCAAUUGUCAAUAAACCACGUGAACCGGAUACCUUUGUCUGGAAAGCAAGAGGCAAUGAUCAAUCCAAUCGACCAAGUUCUCAGGAAACUGUACCAAACAUGAAAAUCGCUUUGCAGAAAUUCAGUCAGCGAGGAACAGAAAUAGUAGUGCUGUUAUCUCAUCUUCCCAAAGCUGACAGUAGCUUUAUGAUGCCCUUUCAACUUUUUCAGGGUGAUAACGUACGCGAAUCUCUAGAGCCGCGCUGGCACUUGAAGAUCACAUUUGACGACACCACCUCGAUGAUGGCGCCAUUACGAGAAGCGUGCGAAACAGUGGACUGUCGCCUUCCAACAGACUUUCCUGAUCAUCCUUUGCCGUACGAUUUAGCGGAGAAAGUUUGUGAGCAAUUUUCGAACCAUGGAUUCUGUCGGAAACAACGUCAAGGCCAUUGCCCUUUGCUUCAUGAUGUUGAUUUUGCAAUAGAUUUAGAACAAAUACGUCAAGAACGAAAUAGGAAGAAGCGUAAGAGGAGAUUCGAUCACCUAAAACCAGACAGCAUUCUGGAGAAGGAAAGACUGGAAGAGAAGGAGAAGGAAGCGCGCAGAGAACGAAUUUCCGUCGAGGAUCUGAAAAAUAAAACCAAAUAA